Molecule: messenger RNA, 3408 nt
Organism: Vitis vinifera (wine grape)
Lineage: Eukaryota; Viridiplantae; Streptophyta; Magnoliopsida; Vitales; Vitaceae
Product: ethylene receptor 2
Exons: 2
Coding region: 242-2416 (724 amino acids)
Biological process (GO): phosphorelay signal transduction system
Cellular component (GO): endoplasmic reticulum
Molecular function (GO): ethylene receptor activity; protein binding; ethylene binding
Source: RefSeq, a predicted model, not a curated record
GGAAGAAGACUCAAAAAAAAGUAGACAAGGUAGCCCGUAGAGUCCAAAGAGUGAACUGCUUGCAUGGUGAGCUGCCAUUUGUAAGUUACACGUUUCGAUACAACUUCACCUCCUCUCCUUCUACGUUCAUUGAACCCCCUUCUCUCUCCUCCGCCCGCCCUCCCUCCCUCUCUCUAGUGUCUCUACACAACCCAUAAAUGCAAAACCAAAUGGUCUUCUUCUUCUUCUUGAUUCCCUAACCAUGCUUUACUACUGCGACGACCUCGUUUUGUUCGGCUUGGACCUCCACCUCUUCCAGAGAGUGGCGGACUUCUUCAUCUCCAUUGCCUGCUUCUCCAUCCCUCUCGAGCUCCUCUAUUUCCUCUCUCGCUCCUCUGCCUUCCCCUUCCGCUUCCUCUUCCUUUGGUUCUCUUCUUUCAUCCUCCUUUGCGGCUUCACCCACUUCUUCUUGGUGGUUGCCACCCAGCGAUGCUCCUUCGCUUUUUGGGUCACGUUGACUGUGAUCAAGCUGUGUACUGCUCUGGUGUCGCUCGUGAUCUCGCUUGCUCUGCUCAGGCUUAUUCCCAAGAUGUUGAACGUGAUGGUGAGGGAGGACUUGUUGCGGAGGAAGACGAGAGAGCUGGGUGUGAAGGUGGAGUUGAUGAGGAGGAACGAGGAGACGUGUCAGUGUAUGAGGAUGUUGACUCGGGAGAUUAGGAAGUCGUUGGACCGCCACACCAUUCUGUACACCACCAUUGUGGAGCUCGCUAGGGCUUUGUUCCUGGAUAAUUGCGCCAUCUGGGCGGUGGACGACUCGGGCUCGGUGGCGACGCUGAUUCAUGACUUGAGUAGGAGGGAGAAUCCGGUGUCGAUCCCAGUGGAGGGUUCGGAGUUGAUGGACAUUUUGGGUGGGGAUGGGGUUAAGCUUUUGGGGUCCAAUUCGAAGUUGGGUCGGGAGACGGGGAACGGUUUGGGCCUGGCGAUUCGGGUGCCGAUGCUUAGGGUUUCAGAUUUCGGUGCGGCGAAGGCUUGUCACGCCAUCCUGGUUUUGGUUCUUCCAGAAGAUGAGGUCAGGAUUUGGAGCCCAGAAGAGUUCGAACUUGUGGAAGUUGUGGCAGACCAGGUGGCUGUGGCACUGUCUCAUGCUGGAAUUGUUGAAGAUUCAGUAAUGAUGAUAGAAAAACUCAUGGAACACAAUAUUGUUCUGCAUAGAGCUAUAGAGAUGGCCCUGAUGGCUAAUGAGUCAAUGUGCUUGGCGCAGAAGGUGAUGAAUCUAGAGAUGGUUAAACAGAGUCGAUCAAUUGCUGCAAUUCUGUCAAUUCUGCAGAUUGAGAAAAUGGGAUCAGAGAAACAGAGUAGAAUCGUUGGUCAUAUAGCAAAGAUAAGUCAUGUGUUGUCUGCUUUGAUGGAAGAUGCGAUUGGGUUUUUGGGUUUGGGAGACUAUAGAUUACAACUGAAGUCUCGGGUGUUUAGCCUCCAUUCAAUGUUGAAAGACAUCGAGAGCAUAUCCAGGCUCUUGUGUGCUUUCCAGGGAUUGAAUUUUGAGAUGGAGGUGCCCGAGAAGUUGCCAGAUCAUGUAAUUGGAGACCACACGAGGAUUCUUCAGGCUGUUCUGUACAUGCUGGGAAAUGUCUUGUGUUUGGGAGACGGUGGAAGCUUUGUUCUCUGUGUAUCUUCCAUUAACAGUACAGACACUAAUUGCUUAAAAUGGAAACAACUUACUUACGAGGACUCAGCUCUCUUGAAAUUCGAGGUCUGCAGAACUAAUUCAAAAGAAUACGACCCGAGUUCAUCAGAAGAGAUCCGUGAAAAACACAACUCUGAACCUGCUAAUCCUGGGAUUUUUAGGUUCAAUACAUGUGAAAGGAUGGCAAAGCUCAUGCAUGGGACUCUAUCAAUCGGCCCCAGCUCUUUGGGGUCUGGUAGAAGUAUGAACUUGACAAUCAGAUUACCUAUCCAUCCAUCGGAGGGAUGUCUUAUUGAACCAAGGUGCAUGGAUCCCCAGACUGCGGGAUGCCUUUUCAAAGGAAUGAAAACCCUCCUUGCUGACAGUGAUAGUUUCAACCGAUCCAUUACCAGGAAACUAAUGACAAACUUAGGCUGUCACCUAACAGUUGUUUCAUCUUGGUGCCAAUGUAAAGAAACUCUUCAAUUGAGAGGAAGCCAUUUUCAUCUACUGCUGAUAGAAGACGACCUUUUGGAAGAGGAUGGAAAGCAGAUCUUUGCUUGGAUAAGAAAAUUAAGCUUGAGAAGUUUGCUUAGGGUAGUUGCACUAACAUCAGAAUCCAAUUGGGAUAUCCAGAGUUGGUGUCUUCACCAUGGAACUGAUGGUGUAAUUCGCAAGCCCGUCAUACUGGAAGAGCUGGAGGAUGUGUUGCAAAGGGUUUUUCUGCUAAAAGAGGGUACACCCUUCCCCUUCCUACAAAAUCCAGAUUGAAUUACACAUAAGUUUGAGAAAUCUUUUCUUGUUUGGUUUUUUGUUACAGAGAAAAGUACAUCCUGGGAAGUUAUAGCAUUUUCCUUUUUUUUCUUUUUUUUUUGUUCUUUUGGGUUUUGUUUAAACAUUGUAUUAUGGAGUUCGACUAGGUAGGGAACACAGAAUUGGAAACCUAGAAGUUAAUACAUUCACGUUGCAAGAUGGGAAUGCUUGAUCCAGAUUUAUCAUGAAUCAACUACAUCAGCUAGAUGAGAGAGAGAUUUCACCCAGAAAGUUGGAGGAGAUUUGAUCUUCAUAGGGGAAAAAAUAAUAGUUUGGAAGCCUUAAAGCUUGUACACAAUAGUUGCCGAUACUCAUAAAACUGCACUUGAACAACGCCACUAAAAAUCUUAAACCACAUCUGCACCAAACCAACCCAAAAGAUUACGAAUGAGUGGGGAAAGAUCUCUCAGUCAUCGUCAAUGUAUAUGGUUUCUUGUUUAAACAGGCCUCCAAACACCUUCCUCACUUCUGCCUUUGAUUCGGGUUGUUUACCUUUAGGCUUUGGCUCCUCCUUGGGUUUGAAAGCCGGGGGUCUUGGAAAAGUGGGCAGUUUGACAACUGCUUUCUUUGGCUGGAGGGACCGAGCCUUGGCCUGUCCCCUGACAGUUGCAAUCUGCACUUUAGGUUUCUCAGUGGGCUUUUGAACAGAAAUGGCAAGCUGGGAGCUGAACUUUUCCCAGGAGAGUCCAGAGCCAAGGUCUUUGGCUUUACUCAAGAAGACCUCCACAGAAGCCCCAGCAGCCUCGGCCUUCUCUUUGGCCUCAUCAGCCAGAGUAGCAGCACGGGUUUCUUGCUCUGAGAGCUUUUUCACCUCUUGUUCAAGCUUCUUUGCAGCCUCGGCUGCUUCACGGGCUUUCUCAGUGGCUUUAAGUGCUUCUUCCUCUGCUUUUGCCUUGGCCAGUGCUUCUGCGUAGGCUUCCCUCCUUCCAUCCUUAGGAAUGGCACUGCAA